Sinocyclocheilus grahami is the source of this 1923-nucleotide messenger RNA. RefSeq names its product SLIT-ROBO Rho GTPase-activating protein 1-like. NCBI's taxonomy places the organism in Eukaryota, Metazoa, Chordata, Actinopteri, Cypriniformes, Cyprinidae. Bases 526 to 1791 code for a protein of 421 amino acids. The transcript is spliced from 7 exons. The record is from RefSeq and is a predicted model, not a curated record.
UAGAGUGACUAUCAAUUUUGUGUCUUAAACACACACACUCACGCCCCAACCCGCCCACCAAUUGACAGUCGUGAGAAAGCGCGCAUGAGAAACAUGCACACCUAACGAUUUUUUUUGCAUACAUAAUCAGAUACUCUCACACCUUAGAAUGAGUUUAGAUGAGUUACGGUCUCUGCCACCUCUAUCUUUCUUGUUUAUCUCGUGCGCACUCCACCUGUACGUAAUAUUUAUGCGGCCACUUGGAUCUCCAGUCGUUCUUGCGCGUCUGGCGAUGCGGCUGUAACGACGCGCCCCUGUGGUUCACGUGCCACUUUUCAUUGCUCUUUUUUCCGUGCAGGUCCAAUAAUCGUUGAUGUGCAUGGUUGAAUGUCAUCGCUUUGCUUUACGGACUACAGUUUCCUGCUGCUGGAUCACUCACUGAACCUGUGGUUAGAUAUGACGCAUCGGUCACAGUAGGGACGCGUCUCGGAGAAGCAGAAAGGUUUUAGACAGAAGGGACAAGCGGAUCUGGACUUCACAGGCGUCAUGUCUAACACGACGAAGAGCAAAAAGGAAAAGGAAAUCAUUACGGAGUAUGAGAGCCAAGUGAAAGAGAUACGGUCUCAGUUAGUGGAGCAGCAGAAAUGUCUGGAGCAGCAGACGGACAUGCGGGUUCAGCUCCUCCAGGACCUGCAGGAUUUCUUCAGGAAGAAAGCCGAGAUCGAGAGCGAAUAUUCACGCAACUUGGAGAAGCUCGCCGAACGAUUCAUGGCCAAAACCCGCAGCACCAAGGACCACCAACAAUACAAGAAGGACCAGAACCUGCUUUCUCCCGUCAACUGCUGGUAUCUGCUGCUGAACCAAGUGAGGAGGGAGAGUAAGGACCACGCCACACUCAGCGACCUUUACCUCAACAACGUCAUCACACGCUUCACGCAUGUCAGCGAGGACAACAUGCGUCUGCUCAAGAAGAGCAAAGAGAUCAUUUUCCAGCUGCAAGAAGACCUGAUGAAGAUUCUUAACGAACUCUACACGUGUUGUGACCUUGGCUACCAUGCAGGCCUGAGCCGGGCAUUGCGCACCUACUUGUCAGCAGAAUACAGCCUGGAAACCUCUCGGCACGAGGGCCUGGAUAUUUUGGAGGGGGCUGUGGAGGGGUUGGACCCCAGUAAUGACCGGCAGCGCUUUAUGGAGACUCACCCUACAGCGUUCACCCCUCCUGCACGCUUCUCCUUUCAGCCACACAUGGCAGACCAGGUGAGUCAAAUCACAGCACUGCCGCAGGUGCAAGCCGAGCUCCUCCUCCGAUUCCAGCAGCUGCAGUCGCGCCUCUCCACACUGAAGAUCGAAAAUGAAGAGGUGAGACACACACACACACAAUCCCUUCCCCUUGAAGAUUUAGAGGAAACCAUGAGUCUGGCCUUGAACGAGCUGCGCGAGCUAGAAAGGCAGAAUGGGAAAUCCGCGACUCCUGACCUGGUGCUGGACACCCUGGAGCAGGUGAAGAGCAGCCCGUCUUGCCCAUCCGGCUCCACCCCCUCCAGCUUGUCCAGCCCGUCAGAUUCCCCGAGCCCCCUCAGCCCUAUCAGCCCCCUUCCUCCUCUCCCUCCGCUGCCCGGCCCUUCGUCCCGGCGCUCCAAUGACCCCGUUGCCACCUUCAAACCCGUGGCCUCGCCCCGCAUGGGCGUGAUGCUCCGCCCACCCGCUUUGCGGCCCAAACCGCCUAUUCUCCCCAAAGCCAACCCCCCGCCUUCCCAGCAGCCCCAGAAUCUGCCCUCGAGUUUUAGCGGCGACAAAUCCGGCACUAUGUAAGCCAAUGGGUCCAACCGAAGGAAACAGGGUUUAAGACUCGACGACUGCUCGAAGAACAGGGUUAAUCUCUUAAUAAUGACAUGAUUGCACGGCCGAUAGCUAGUUUAUGCGCAGAACGGUCUGAUAGCAUUA